Messenger RNA from Rhipicephalus microplus (southern cattle tick), 702 nucleotides. RefSeq names its product cyclin-dependent kinase 1 pseudogene. The record is from RefSeq and is a predicted model, not a curated record. NCBI's taxonomy places the organism in Eukaryota, Metazoa, Arthropoda, Arachnida, Ixodida, Ixodidae.
AUGCCAGCCACAACGAUACGAGAGGUGGCCCUCCUCCGUGAGUUGAAGCAUGAGAACAUAGUGCGUCUCCUUGAAGUCCUCAUCCCACCUUCGAAGGCUGUACACUUGGUUUUCGAGUACAUGGCCAUGGACCUGAGGGCACUCUUCGAUCCUCAUGGCAAGAACAGGACCUUUGAUGACGCCGUUGUUAAGAAGUACCUCCGUCAGACUGUUGCAGCCAUUAUAUUGUGUCAUCAAAGAAGAGUUCUGCACCGCGGCCUCAAGCCAGCCAACAUGCUUGUCGACGGAAACGGCAACCUAAAGUUUACUGACAUCGGCUUGUUCCGUUCUUUUACGCCACCAGUGGGCAUUUCCACCCACAAAGUGGUCACCCUCUGGUACCGUGCGCUGGAGAUGCUCUUGGGUUCCAGUCGUUACUCGACACCAGUGGACGUGUGGAGAAUCGGGUGCAUCUUCUUCGAGCUGCUGACAGGCAAAACUCUGCUCUGCUGGAAUUCGGAGAUCGACCAGCUGUUCCGAAUCUUCCGCGUCCUUGGUACACCAACAGUACAGAGCUGGCCCGAUGUUAUGCAGCUCAAAAACUACAAGGCGGCCUUUCCCAUAUGGAAAGAGAACAUCGUGGCCACGCUGCUUUCUGGGGUGGAUGUGGGGUUAGAUCUGCUUCUGAAGAUGCUUAUCUACAGCCUUGAUGAGAGGAUCUAG